AGUCUCUUGAAAUACUAACGAAUUGGCGCCCUUACCAGAUAUUCAUUCUCCCUCUGCUCUUUGCUCACUUCUUGUGGUCUCUUCAUCCAUUUGCUGCUUCCGUUUUCCUCAACUCUCACCAUCGCGCUUUACUCUCCACCCUCCCAAUUAGGGCUUCGUAGUUCAGGUCUUAGCAAAUGGAUCAGUCUUCGCUGCAACUCAUCCACGACGUUGGAACUAAAUUGAGCAAACAGUCUCGCCCAACUAAGGAUUUCAUCGUCAAAUCCCUCCGGCAAGUUGUCGAUGCUUUUGCAUGUUUGGAACAGUCUUACGUUCCAGAUGCCAGCGGGAAGUCAGAAGCACCCAAGAAAAUGGAGAGUUCUAUAAACCCUCUAAUGAAAUCUAUAAUUAAUGGUCUUCUACGGAAUAGAGAUAAAGAUGUGAGACUUCUAUUAGCCAUAUGUGUUAGUGAGAUUUUCCGGGUUUUGGCACCAGAACCACCUUUCGAAGAUAAAUAUCUAAGGGAUGUUUUUAUACUUCUUUUGAGUUCUUUUUCGGAGCUAGCGGAUACAACAAGCCCACUUUUCUCUUGGAGGGUUAAAAUACUAGAGACAGUGGCACGAUGCAAAUGUUGUGUGAUAAUGCUUGACAUUGGAUGCAAUGACCUGGUAUUGGAGAUGUUCAAUACAUUUUUCUCUGUUUUGAGAGACUAUCACGAACCUAGUUUGGUUAACAACAUUCUGUCAAUAAUGACCCAUAUUCUAAGCGAGGAUGCCUCUCUACCGCUAGUAGAUGUGGUUUUGCAUAAUCUUGUAAAGGAGGAAAAGGGUGAACCUACAGCUGCUUCUCGCCUUGCGGUUUCCAUCAUUGAAACUUGUGCUGAGACGCUGGAACCAUUUAUUUGUGGAUUCUUAACGUCUUGUAUUUCAGAGAGAGAUGUUGUGGGGAGUGAACUCAAAGAAUUUUACCAUGAAAUAGUUUUUAGAAUUUUCCAAUGUGUCCCUCAAAUGCUUCUUCCUGUGAUUCCAAACUUGGCUCUAGAGCUUGUGACAGAUCAGGUUGAUGUAAGAAUAAAAGCAGUUAAAAUCAUCGGUAGACUUUUAGCUCUACCUGGACACUGUGUAGCACAGAAGUACCGAGGACUUUUUAUGGAGUUCUUGAAAAGAUUUUGUGACAAGUCUGCAGAAGUUAGAAUUCAUGCCAUCCAAUGUGCUAAAGAUUGUUAUACGGCCAAUCCUGCUAGUUCAGAAUCUCUCGAAGUUCUUGCUGCAGUUGAAGAACGAUUACUAGACUUGGAUGAUAGAGUGAGAACACAAGCAAUAAUUGUUGUUUGUGAUAUUGCCCGAUCAACUAGCAAAUUUGUUCCAGUGACACUAAUAUCUCAAGUUGCUGAAAGACUACGAGAUAAGAGGAUAUCAGUUAGGAAAAAAGCCCUUCAGAAAUUGUUGGAAGUAUAUCGAGAUUACUGUGAUAAAUGUUCCAAAGACCAAUUGACUAUGAAGAAUGACUUUGAACAGAUCCCAUGUAAAGUCUUGAUGCUUUGCUAUGAUAAAGAUUGUAAGGAGUUCAGAUCCCAGUGCAUGGAACUUGUUCUUGUGGAAGAUUUGUUCCCAGCUGAUCUCUCUGUUGAGGAAAGAACUAGGCACUGGAUCCAUUUAUUCUCUCUUUUCAAUAUCCAUCAUGAAAAGGCUCUUGGAUACAUUUUGCUGCAAAAACAGAGGUUACAAAAUGAGUUGCGAACAUAUUUGGGUCUACGUAAAAAAGACAAGGAGAACCGAUCAGAAGAAACAGAAAAGCAAAUUGAAACUGCAUUUGUCAAAAUGGCAGCCUGCUUUCCCGAUGCUACAAAAGCAAAGGAGUCCUUUCAUAAAUUAAAUCAAAUUAAAGAUAAUAAUAUUUUUAAUUAUUUGGAACUUCUACUUGAUCAAUCGACAAUUGUUGAAGCUGAGGCUACCAGAGAAAAAUUGUUGAGGAUGAUAGGAAGUAAACAGCCCCAUUUCGAGUUUUUGAAAUCACUCUCCUUAAAGUGCUCAUAUAAUUUAUUCAGCACCGAACAUGUACACUUUGCAUUAGGCUGCAUUCUGAGCAACAGAGUCGGAAACAAACAUUUGGAGAGUCCGACUGGCAAGCUUCUACUGGCUAUCAUCAGCAUUUUCCCCUCACUCCUCAGAGGCUUGGAAGGCCAACUGCUGAGGUUGUUGGAAGAAAGCAAUCCAAUUGAUUGUAAGCUGAUCGAAAUAUUGUCUAAAGCUGGCCCUCACUUAUCAAUUGAACUCAGAGAUGUAUACCCGUUUCUGGAGAGGUUAUGCUUGGAGGGUACUUGUGCUGAAUCAAAAAGAGCUGUUUCUGCCAUUGCAGCUUUAGCUAGUACUUCUGGGCAUUUUUGGUUCUCUAAAUUAUGUAAGGAACUGGUUGAUUCUCUACACAGGGGAUUGAAUCUCCCAACAGUACUGCAGUCUUUAGGUUGUAUUGCAAAAUAUUCUGUUUCAACAUUUGAUGAUCAGGAUGUAGGGAUCAUACCUUAUAUAUAUGAGAACAUCUUCCACGUGGACUUAUCAGAUAAUUUAAAUAAAUUGCACGAUGAUGCUGCAGGCAGCAAUUCUUCCGAUUUGAAGAUUUAUGGGCUGAAAACACUCGUUAAGAGUUUCUUGCCACAUCAAGGAACUCCUAAAAGAAAUCUUGGCGAGUUUCUGAAUAUUCUAUCACGGAUGCUGAACAAGUGUGAAGCUUCUGUUGAAAUCAUUCCUAUUGAGGACAAUCAGGCUCGGAUCAGACUAGCUGCUGCAAAAUCAGUUCUUCGUCUUGCCAAAAGAUGGGAUUCACAAAUUACACCAGAGAUUUUCCAUUUGACAAUCUUGAUGGCAAAGGACCCCUCUUCUUUUGUUAGAAGGCUAUUCAUUGACAAAGCGCACAAGUUACUAAAGGAGCAGGCUAUACCUACCCGAUAUGCUUGUGCUUUUGCAUUUUGCAUUUCGGAUAGCAUGAAAGAUCUUCAGGAUGAUUCACUUAAAUAUAUGGCAGAAUUUAUUGAGCAAUACAAUAAGAUAGCACGGAUGCAUCAAACAUCUGUGGUUCAAGAAGAAUCAAUGACUUUUGUCCCUGCGUAUAUAGUAGUAUUCUUGAUAUAUAUUCUAGCUCAUGAUUCAGACUUCCCACAUGUAGACUGUCAAGAUGAAAAUGUAUAUGCUCAAUUUUGUAGCCCACUCCUAUUUGUGUUGCAGAUGUUGGUCAAUGCAGAUGUAAAUGGUUCCAAGGAGACUGUUUUGUAUCUGCACAGUAUUUUUCGUGCCAUUAAGAGGGUUGAGGAUGCUGUGGAUAUGGAUUCAUCACAUAAAUUGCACAUCUUGGCGGACAUUGGACUCUCUUUUGUAACAGCUCUAAAUUCUUCUGGAGUUUCCCUGUCAUGUGCCCCAAAGCAGAUUUUGUUGCCGUUAUCUCUAUAUAGAGUAAAUUCCAGGAAGCUUUCUCGACAUGCUUAUGAUGAAUGUUUUGUUGGAAGAGUUAUUAAAGCAUUUCAAUCUCAAAUCAUUUUGCCCGUUAAUACUUCUAUAAGAGGUGAUCAAAAGUUCUUGGAGGAGGAUAUCAUGCAAACCAAUAUCAACCCGUGUUCCUCAAUGAGCAUGAGAGCUUGUAAGCAAGUUGAAACCAUUUCCUCCAGAGCAACGAAGAUCAAUAAAACUGUGAAUCAGGAGAUUAUUGUUGGACGUAGACGAAAACGGGCAGCCUCUCCAACAAUGUCUGCACCAAUUGAAUUGCGUGAAUGUUCUCAAGCUCAACAAAAUUUCCCAGCAAAUAGGGAAAAAGGUAAAUUUUCUUCUCAAUGUGGAACUACAGAAGCUUCUCUGGUUGAAGGCGACGCAUCAAUCCAGAAUGUAGAUGUAAAUGUAACUUCUCAAGACGAUGUGUUGGCAAAGAGAAGUUUGGAUGAUGCAUCCCCAAUGUACGUCAACGACCAGCUUACUGAUCCUUACAGUAUGAAGAUAUCAGUGGGAAUGUUGAACUUCUAAGCUCGGAAACUGAGAGUUAGGAUACUAUAUCACAUGGUUUCCUGGUGGAAAGGGUGAGAGCAAUUAUUAUUAUUUGCGGCCAUGAAGAUGGGGCAAUGGGUCAGAGACAUGUCAUACGCAACAUUAGUGAGUCAACCCUCUCUCUCAGCCUCCUUCAAUGAGUAUUAAGGACCCCUUUGAAAUAGAUUUCAUUUUAAUUUUUCAGUUUUUGAAAGUUAGGGUUGUUUCUUCCCAAUUUCCUUGUUUUCACCCCCUUUUUUGUAAACACUAGUUGUGAGAUCCUACAUUGGUUGGAGAGGGGAGAGGAGAAUGAAACAUUCCUUAUUAGAGUGU
Molecule: messenger RNA, 4319 nt
Organism: Cucurbita maxima (winter squash)
Lineage: Eukaryota; Viridiplantae; Streptophyta; Magnoliopsida; Cucurbitales; Cucurbitaceae
Product: sister chromatid cohesion protein PDS5 homolog A-like
Exons: 26
Coding region: 177-3986 (1269 amino acids)
Biological process (GO): DNA repair; mitotic sister chromatid cohesion
Cellular component (GO): chromatin; nucleus
Source: RefSeq, a predicted model, not a curated record